UGCUAAUAAAAAAUUAAUUUUAUACCUAUUUUUCCUUAUGACUUUGUUCUAUAAAGUGACAAUGAAACUUGUCAGGUUGCUUAUCUUAUUUAUACUUGAAGCAGAAGUUGUGAAGGAAACGCUGUAGUGAACAUCCUGUGUAGUAUUAGACCACAGUCAUUUGUUACUCAGACGCUCAGAGAGCAUGACUUACGUUCACACAUCAAGACUAUAUUUUGGGUUUUUGUUCUUAAUUCUGUCCUUUCAACGAUGCUGCUCAGCAGUUGAUCUGAGUGUACAGUGUAAGAUCAUCAACCUUGAGUAUGUGGAGUGCUUCUGGCACCCAAACACAUCAACAAUGAACUACACCUUCAGCAGUGCAUUUAACCAGAAUUUUUCACAAGACUGUCCAGAAUACAUAAUGGAGCACAAUUACACUGUAGGCUGCAGAAUUCCUCUCAAAGACCCUGGUCACAAGUUUAGAAAAUUUUAUACAAAUGUAUCCACUGACGGAAAUCACACUAUUUCAAAAACCUUUGAAUCCCUCCAGAGAAAAGUGCAGCUAAACGCACCCUAUAACCUCUCAGUGAUGUGGAAUGAGCAGGACAGCACACUUUUACUGCAGUGGAACAGUAGUUCCCCCACCACAAAAAAAUGUGUCAUCUAUAUGGUGCGCAACCAGAAAGACACAAGCCAGUCCUCAAACGUGACAGGUACGUCAUACAGUCUGUCUCAGGUCUCACAGAACAAGCCCUAUGUUUUCCAAGUGCGGAGCACUGUUGCUGACACCUGUGGUGAUUCAGAUCUCUGGAGUGACUGGAGUGAUCCGGUGGAGUGGGGCAGUACCGGGAAUAUCAGCAGACAAGGCUGGUGGACGUGGUUGUAUAGUAUUGUGUCAGUCCUUCUGCUGUUUCUGCUGGGUUUCUUAUUGUGUUAUUGUGAGAGGAAAAGGAUCAUCUUUCUUCCGGUCGUGCCUGACCCUAGCAAAAACCUACAAGAUUUGUUUCAUAAACAUGAUGGAAAUGUUGAGAGCUGGGUUCACAUCUCCAGAGAACUGAAGGAAGCUUUUCAGCAUGACUACACAGAGCCAUCCUGUGACGUGUGUGAGCUUACACCCUCUUGUGACGCCGGUCCUGCUUCUCAAACUGACAACUGUGAUGAACCAAGCACUGAAAAAGAGCAUGCAGAUGAACCAAGCACUGAAAAAGAGCAUGCAGAUGAACCAAGCACUGAAGGAGAGCGUGCAGAUGAGCCAAGCACUGAAAAAGAGCAUGCAGAUGAGCCAAGCACUGAAGGAGAGCGUGCAGAUGAACCAAGCACUGAAGGAGAGCGUGCAGAUGAGCCAAGCACUGAAGGAGGGCGUGCAGAUGAACCAAGCACUGAAGGAGAGCGUGCAGAUGAACCAAGCACUGAAGGAGAGCGUGCAGAUGAACCAAGCACUGAAGGAGAGCGUGCAGAUAAACCAAGCACUGGAGGAGAGCGUGCAGAUGAACCAAGCACUGAAAAAGAGCAUGCAGAUGAACCAAGCACUGAAAAAGAGCAUGCAGAUGAACCAAGCACUGAAGGAGAGCGUGCAGAUAAACCAAGCACUGGAGGAGAGCGUGCAGAUGAACCAAGCACUGGAGAAGAGCGUGCAGAUAAACCAAGCACUGGAGAAGAGCCUGCAGAUAAACCAAGCACUGGAGAAGAGUGUGCAGAUGAACCAAGCACUGGAGAAGAGCCUGCAGGACAGCAGAGCUCAUAAGCCAAAGUUGCACUAACCAUUCACCUGCACUGUCAGCUCAUUCUUACUGAACAUUUUGAUGUUUCCUUUUGCACAUUUAUUUUACCUCAUUCAUUUCUUAUUGUAAGCAGAGUUUAUGUAUUUGUAGUAAAUGUAAUUGUUGACAUUUCUCAACCAAUAUUACAGUGUACCCAAAAGUUUAGGGUUGUUAUGUUGAC
This is a messenger RNA of Sinocyclocheilus grahami, 1920 nucleotides long. Its product is annotated as cytokine receptor common subunit gamma-like. Gene Ontology annotation, molecular function: cytokine receptor activity; protein binding. Gene Ontology annotation, biological process: immunoglobulin mediated immune response; cytokine-mediated signaling pathway. The transcript has 9 exons. Gene Ontology annotation, cellular component: external side of plasma membrane; membrane. The record is from RefSeq and is a predicted model, not a curated record. NCBI's taxonomy places the organism in Eukaryota, Metazoa, Chordata, Actinopteri, Cypriniformes, Cyprinidae. The coding region runs from base 185 to 1723 and encodes 512 amino acids.